CCUCCAUGGGAAAUGCAAAGGACUAACUACAACCCAGACUAGUUCUUUCACAAAACCAAUAUAUAUAGAGAGAGAAGCUUGGUUGAUUGUUCAUCAAUGGCGGUUGAAGAAGGCAAAGAUGAUUACACUGAAGAUGGAACUGUGGAUCUUAAAGGAAACCCUGUUCUUAGAUCCCAGAGAGGUGGAUGGACUGCUUGCUCCUUUGUUGUUGUGUACGAAGUGUUCGAACGAAUGGCGUAUUAUGGAAUAUCAUCGAAUUUGGUCCUUUAUUUGACUCGGAAGCUCCACCAAGGCACGGUGAAGUCGGCCAACAAUGUGACCAACUGGGUCGGCACCAUUUGGAUUACUCCCAUCUUGGGUGCCUAUGUUGCCGACGCUCAUCUCGGACGUUAUUGGACCUUUGUCUGCUCUUGUAUCAUUUACAUCUCUGGAAUGGCAAUGCUAACAUUAUCAGUAUCACUCCCUGGACUAAAACCACCACCCUGUCACCAAGCCAACGUAGACAACUGCAAGAAGGCAUCGACCCUACAGCUAGCUGUAUUUUUCGGUGCAUUGUAUACACUAGCCGUCGGAACCGGUGGCACGAAGCCGAACAUCUCUACGAUUGGUGCCGACCAGUUUGACGAUUUUCAUCCGAAAGAGAAGGCUCAAAAGCUGUCUUUCUUCAAUUGGUGGAUGUUCAGCAUCUUCUUUGGGACACUUUUUGCCAACACGGUCCUUGUUUACAUUCAAGACAAUGUUGGUUGGACACUAGGGUACGGUUUGCCCACGCUUGGACUAGUGAUUUCGGUUAUCAUCUUCUUAGCCGGCACCCCGUUUUAUAGGCACCGAGUGCCCGCCGGGAGUCCGUUCACGAGAAUGGCUACGGUCAUAGUGGCAGCCAUUAGGAAAUGGAGGGUGCCACUUCCUAGUGACCCUAAGGAACUUCAUGAACUUGGCUUGGAAGAGUAUGCAAGUAAAGGGAAGUUCAUGAUUGAGUCAACAUCAUCUUUGAGGUUUUUGAACAAGGCUGCAGUGAAAACAGGGUCUGUGGAUCCAUGGAUGCUAUGCACAGUGACCCAAGUAGAGGAAACUAAACAAAUGCUAAGAAUGAUCCCAAUAUUGAUUGCCACAUUCGUGCCAAGCACGAUGAUUGCACAAACCCAUACGUUGUUUGUGAAACAAGGCACCACACUUGAUAGGCAUAUAGGGAACUUCAAGAUCCCCCCGGCAAGUUUAACCGGAUUUGUGACGAUUUCUCUGCUUAUCUGUGUCGUCCUCUACGAUCGUUUCUUCGUUCCGGUUGUCCGAAAAUGGACCAAGAAUCCGAGGGGCAUCACUCUGCUUCAGAGGAUGGGAGUUGGCCUUGUUCUUCACAUCAUAAUCAUGGUGAUUGCUUCUUUCACUGAGAGGUAUAGACUCAACGUGGCUAAACAACAUGGUUUGGAUGAGAAUGGAGGCCAACUUCCGUUAACCAUAUUCAUUUUACUUCCCCAAUUUGUGCUUAUGGGGACAGCUGAUUCGUUUCUUGAUGUGGCUAAGCUCGAGUUCUUUUACGAUCAAGCACCGGAAAGCAUGAAGAGUCUUGGGACCUCCUAUUCGAGUACGAGUCUGGGGAUUGGGAAUUUUCUCAGUAGCUUCCUUCUGUCGACGGUUUCCGAUAUCACUCAAAGGCAUGGUCAUCGAGGAUGGAUCUUGAAUAACCUAAACAAGUCACAUCUUGACUACUAUUAUGCCUUUUUUGCAGCACUCAGCUUCUUGAACUUCAUUUUCUACUUGACAGUAAUCAAGUUUUAUGUGUACAAGGCUGAAGUUUCAGAUUCCAUGCACGUGCUUACGGAAGAACUGAAGGUGAUGAGAUUAAAGUCAUCAAAUCAAGAAGAUCUUAAGCAAUAGUUAGAUGGAGCAAUGUUGAACAAUUAUCAGUUAUACUUCAUUGCAAUGCUAUGUGUUAAAACAAGUAAAAUUCCCUAAUAAUGCUACAAAGAAGUUGAAAAUGAAGCAAAGAAAAUUUUACAGUUUGCUCUCUCUACCUCCCCAAAGAUCUUGUUAUCACAUUUAAGGUUACCGAAUUCGAUACAUUGUGCUUGUGCUCU
Messenger RNA from Hibiscus syriacus, 2075 nucleotides. Its product is annotated as protein NRT1/ PTR FAMILY 5.2-like. Bases 97 to 1875 code for a protein of 592 amino acids. Gene Ontology annotation, molecular function: dipeptide transmembrane transporter activity; tripeptide transmembrane transporter activity. Lineage: Eukaryota; Viridiplantae; Streptophyta; Magnoliopsida; Malvales; Malvaceae. Gene Ontology annotation, cellular component: membrane. The transcript has 4 exons. Gene Ontology annotation, biological process: transmembrane transport; dipeptide transport. The record is from RefSeq and is a predicted model, not a curated record.